Messenger RNA from Emericellopsis cladophorae, 1560 nucleotides. Its product is annotated as putative tRNA (Uracil-5-)-methyltransferase. Gene Ontology annotation, biological process: tRNA processing. The transcript has a single exon. Gene Ontology annotation, molecular function: tRNA (uracil(54)-C5)-methyltransferase activity, S-adenosyl methionine-dependent. NCBI's taxonomy places the organism in Eukaryota, Fungi, Ascomycota, Sordariomycetes, Hypocreales, Bionectriaceae. The coding region runs from base 1 to 1560 and encodes 519 amino acids. The record is from RefSeq and is a predicted model, not a curated record.
AUGGCCUCAGCACAGAGUGGACAUGCGCAGAAGCGCCAACAUGGCAGCACGCAAGGAGGGAAAUGGAAACCCAAAAAGACAAAGCGCGAGAAGAAUAUUGCGGAAGGCUCAUCAGAGGACAUCUUGCGACUAGACAUACAAGCUUUGCUCAAAUCAAGACCGACUAUAGAAGAUCCAGAGCCAUUGCCGGAGCAAGGCACUCAAGUGGACAUUGAGAUCCUGGAACUUUCAUCGACAGGCGAUGCGCUGGGCAUGAUCGCCGGAUCAAACCAAGUCUACGUGACCGAAUUCGCCGUGCCGGGUGACACGGCGCGGGUCAAGGUGUACCGCCACCUGCAAGAGGAGAGCCGCACCAUUGCCGACUUCAUCUCCAUCACAAAGCCAUCACCGCUGCGGGAUGAUACGAGGAUACAGUGCAAGUACUUUGGCAAGUGUGGCGGGUGCCAGUUCCAGAUGCUGGACUACCCGGAGCAGCUGAAACUGAAGAAGCGCGUCCUGGAAAAGGCGUACGCCAACUUCUCCAACCUCCCAGCAGAGCUCGUCCCCACCAUGGGCGACACCAUCGGCAGUCCGCUCCAGUACAACUACCGGACAAAGCUGACGCCGCAUUUUGACGGCCCGCCAGGCAUGUUCCGCGGACGGGGCAAAAAGUCCAAGGCGCAUUUCGACUCGUGCCCCGAUAUUGGCUUCAUGCUCAAGGGGACGCGGCGGGUCAUGGAUAUCGAGGAGUGUCCUAUUGGCACCGAGGCGGUCAACCUGGGCAUGAACCGUGAGCGAGCGCGCAUGAAGGAGGAAUACAAGAACUACACAAAGGGGGCCACCAUCCUCCUGCGGGAAAACACCCAGCGCCUACCAAAGGGCAGUGCCGACAUUCCGGAGACGCUUCCGCCAUACACCACGAAAGCCGACAACGAGACCACUGUGGACAUCAAGUCGUGCAUCACCGACCCCAAGGGCACGUCCACCGAACACAUCGACUCGUACGUCUUCACCAACCCGGCCAAUUCAUUCUUCCAGAACAACAACUCCAUCCUGCCCAAGUUCACGGCCUUCAUCCGAGAGCACAUCCUCCCGCCCGCCCAUCAGGGCGAGAUCAAGUACCUCAUCGACGCAUACUCGGGCUCGGGCCUGUUCACCAUCACCCUGUCGAGCGUGUUCCAGCAUUCCACGGGCAUCGACAUUGCCGCCGACUCCAUCGCCUGCGCUCGGAAGAACGCUGAGCUCAACGGUCUGAACGACGAGCGCUGCAGCUUCAUUGCCGCCGACGCCGGCGAGCUGUUCAAGAGCGUCACGUACAACAAUGACGAGACGGUCGUCGUUCUCGAUCCCCCUCGAAAAGGCUGCGACGCCGACUUCCUCGGCCAGCUGCGGAGAUUCGGGCCCAAGAGGGUACUGUACGUCAGCUGCAACGUGCACACGCAAGCGCGCGAUGUGGGCGUGCUUGUUAGGGGCGAAGGCGACGGGUGGAGAUAUGAGAUUGAGAGCCUGCGAGGCUUCGACUUCUUCCCCCAGACGGGUCACGUCGAGGGCGUGGCGAUUUUGAAUCGUGUGGAACAGUAG